This is a messenger RNA of Schistosoma haematobium, 8379 nucleotides long. It is a transcript of the gene SMC1B, whose product is annotated as Structural maintenance of chromosomes protein 1B. The coding region runs from base 27 to 3731 and encodes 1234 amino acids. The record is from RefSeq and is a predicted model, not a curated record. Gene Ontology annotation, molecular function: DNA binding; protein binding; ATP binding. The transcript is spliced from 29 exons. Gene Ontology annotation, cellular component: nucleus; cohesin complex; chromosome. NCBI's taxonomy places the organism in Eukaryota, Metazoa, Platyhelminthes, Trematoda, Strigeidida, Schistosomatidae. Gene Ontology annotation, biological process: sister chromatid cohesion.
CUUCAAAUGUGUGGUUAUUUUAAAUAAUGGACGAGAAUUGUGGACGUUUAAAGUAUAUUGAGCUAGAAAACUACAAGUCCUAUAAAGGAAAGCAGGUAAUUGGUCCUUUCAGCGUAUUCACUGCUAUUAUUGGGCCAAAUGGGUCGGGCAAGUCAAAUUUAAUGGAUGCUAUUAGCUUUGUUCUUGGAGAAAAUACUCGACAUUUACGUGUUCGUAGGCUUAAUGAUUUAAUCCACGGUUCGGUGGUUGGGAAACCCGUUGCAAAGUCAGCAUCAGUUACUGCAGUUUAUGAAAUGCCUGAUGGGGAAGAAAAGCGCUUUAGUCGUGUUAUUCACGGCAAUACAUCCGAGUACCGAAUAAAUGGGGUCUCUGUUCGUGUUGAUGAAUAUGCUGCUGCUCUGGAACAAAUACAUAUAUUUAUGAAGGUGAAGAACUUUCUGGUUUUCCAAGGUGCUGUGGAAAGUAUAGCUAUGAAAAAUGCACGUGAACGUUGUCAGAUGUUUGAGGAAAUUAGCAAAUCUGCUGAAUUAAAAGAAGAGUACGAUUUGUCGAAAAUGGAAAUGCAAAAGCUGGAGGAGAACGCAACUUUCAACUUGAACAAGAAAAAAGGCAUUGUUGCUGAACGAAAAGAAGCAAAGAUCGAAAUCGAUGAAGCUGAGAGGUACAAGAAACUGCAAAAUGAAUUGACGAAGAAACGACUGGAACUUCAUUUGUUCAAACUUUAUUACAAUGAUUUGGAAAUUAGACAUGUACGUGAGGAGCUCAAACAAAGAGAAGAAGCUGUUGCUGCUGAACAUGAACAGCGUCAGUUGAUUGAAGAAGAAAUGAAGGAGAAACGUCGUGAAUUAGGCAAAAUCAAUCGAGAUCAGUCAUCUCUAGAACAAGAAAUUAAGAAAUGUGAGCAAAAGAUUGGGAAGAGGAAACCUGAAUUUAUUAAAGUUUCGCAACUCUUGCGUCAUGUUAGCGAAAAGCACAAAGAGUCCAAAAAAUCCUUGGAGAAUGCUAGACAACUGCAUAGUACACAUCUACAAGAAAUCGAUCAGUUAGAGGCAGAAUAUGAGAAGAUAUCUGAUAUACAACGAGAUUAUGAGCAACAACAGUCUAAGAAAUCACUUGAACAAGGUCGAGACCUAGAACUAGAGGAAACUCAGUUGUCUGAAUAUCAUCGGUUAAAACAAAAGGUAGCUGAACGAACAUCACAUUUGUCUGCUGUGCUAGACAAUUUAAAUCGUGAGUAUAAUGAACAGAAAGAUUUAUAUGAUGCAUUGUACCGAAGAAAAAAUGAAAUUGAAAGUUCUUUGAAACGUAAAGAAACUGAAUUAAAUGAAAAUAAAAAACGCUUGCAAAAAUUAUUGGAGUAUAUUGACUCAAGUAAUCGUGCUAUAACCGAACAACGUGAAACAGAAAAAGCUAUUCGGGAAGAAGUUGAAUUGGCCACUAGACGUAUUGAUGAAAUUAAUGCUGAGUUAGAAACUGUUGUUUGUCAGCUUGGUGAAGCAAAAGUUGAACGACAUGAAUCAUCUCGUGCAGCCAAAAAACAAGAGCUUAUUGAAAAUUUAAAACGUCUUUUUCCUGGAGUUCAUGGCCGAUUACUGGAAAUGUGUCAACCAUCACAUCGCCGUUAUCAAGUGGCAAUUACGAAAGUCCUUGGUAAAUAUAUGGAUGCUAUAGUCUGUGAUAGUGAAAAAACAGCUAAAGAGUGUAUUCAGUAUAUGAAAGAUCAGCGUAUUGAACCGGAGACAUUUUUACCACUUGACUUUUUGGAUGUGAAGCCAAUUGAUGAGAAAUUACGUGAAAUCAGUGAUCCACCUAAUGUUCAUUUAGUAAUUGAUGUUAUCCAGUGCGAUCCAAUUAUAGUAAAGAAGGCGUUAACAUUUGCAUGUGGCAAUGCAUUAGUAUGUGAAACUGUCGAACAUGCUCGUUAUGUUGCUUAUCAUAUGGGUGAUAGAAAGAAGACUGUUUCGUUAGAAGGCACUCUCUUUCAACGUUCUGGUGUUAUAUCCGGUGGUGCAAGUGAUUUAAAAGCUCGCGCUCGCCGUUGGGAUGAGAAACAGAUAAGUACACUUAUGUCUAAACGAGAUGCUUUACAAAAUGAACUGAAAGAACAAUUAAAACGUAAACGUAAAGAAGCUGAAUUGCGAACUAUUCAGUCACAAAUCAAAGGUCUAGAUACUAGACUAAAGUAUACAUUAAAAGAUAAAGAUAGCACGGAAGAGAAACUUCUUAGUACAAACGAAGAGGAAAUGAAUCAAAUCGCUCGUGAAUUAGAAGAAGUUGAAGAAAGUUUAGGUCGUUGCCAGACAAAAAUGCAGGAAUUACAAAUAUCAGUUAAUGCCGAAAAAGCUAAAAUGGAUACUGUGGAGGAUACUGUGUUUCAUGAUUUCUGCGUACAGAUCGGUGUAGAAAACAUUAGACAAUAUGAAGAUCGAGAGUUGAGAGUUGCUCGUGAACGUGAUCGUAAACGGCUUGAGUUUACAAAUCAACUUCAAAGAAUAAAUAACCAACUGGAAUAUGAGCGAUCACGAGAUACUGAAGCAAAUGUUAAACGUUGGGAAGAGACUGUUUCCGUUGAACGAACUGAAAUGGAUAAGUGUAAAAAGCAGGAGAAAAAAAUUAAGGAAGAAAUGGAACAAGAAGAGAAAAAAAAGACAGAGGUUGAAUCACGUGUCGGUGAAUUGAAAUAUCGUGCAGAAAUGCUUGAUGGAGAAUUAGGUGAAAUUCGUAGACGUUUAGUGAAUAAACAACGUGAUAUUCAAAAAUUACAGAAGGAUUUGAAUCAAGCCGAAGCGAAAUUAGAAUCUAGACGAGCUGAACGUCAUUCACUUUUACAAGCUGCUAAGAUGGAGGAUUUAGAUUUGCCAUUGAAACAAGGUUGUGAUCCAAUUCCUGAAUUGAAUAGUCAGUUGACAGAUAGUGAAAAUAUGGAUCCUAGUACAGAGGAAAUGGCUCAUAUUUAUGAAUUGGAAGCUCGUUUACCGGUUGAUUUCAAACACCUUGAUAAGCCUUUGCGACAAAUGACUGAUGAGAAAGAAGUCAAUAGAAAAGCUGAAGAAAUGCAAAAUCAAGUUGAUUCAAUGUUAAAUAGUUUGGCUCGUAUACAAGCUCCAAAUUUACGAGCAGGUGAUAAAUUAGGCAGUGUUGAAGAACGCCUACGAUCAACUGAAGCUGAAUUUGAAGAUACACGACGUAGAGCUAAACGAGCUAAAGCUAGAUUUGAACGUGUUCGUCGGUUACGAUAUAAUGCAUUUAUGAAUUGUUUCAAUUCCAUCGCUGAUAAUAUUGAUCCGAUUUAUAAAAGUUUAUCAAGAAAUCCUGGUGCUCAAGCUAGUUUAUUACCAACUAAUGCAGAAGAACCAUAUUUAGAAGAGAUACAAUUUCAAUGUGUUGCACCUGGUAAACGUUUUCAACAAAUGGAUAGUUUAUCCGGUGGUGAGAAAACAAUAGCUGCAUUAGCUCUACUUUUUGCAAUGCACCGAUAUAAUCCAUCACCAUUCUUUGUACUAGAUGAAAUUGACGCUGCAUUAGAUAAUACGAAUAUUGGUAAAGUUGCCAGUUUUAUACGUGAAUAUGCUUCAGCACGUGCACAAAUUAUUGUUAUUUCAUUGAAAGAAGAAUUCUACAGUCGUGCCGAUAGCUUAAUUGGUAUUUAUCCAGAUAUCGAAAAUAAUUGUCUUGUCAGUCGUGUUUUAAGCUUUGAUCUGUCGAAAUAUAUUGAUACCGGUGAACAGUAACCAGUAAACACCGGCUUGUGGGGCAGCGAAUACACUCAGAUAGUUGUGCAUUUCUUUUAUACCUUAAUUAAUUUAUUUUAUCUAUUCUAGGUUGUAUUCCAAUAUCGUAAGGAUUUAUUCUAUUCUAUUUCACUAAUUUUUUUUUAAUUUUAUUAUCUACAAGUGAGCAGUAUCACUUACCUUUGCUCAUUAAAUACGGCAACAGAUAUUCUAUUUUUUGUUGUUGUUAUACAUAGAGUUAUGAUAAUUCUCCUCCAUCAGCCAACUAACCGUAUAGUACUGAUAUGUUUUAUUACAUUUUUUACUAACCAUUAAAAUCUUGUGUUCAUCCUAUAUUUACGUGUGUAUAAUCUACUCUGUACAAUUGUUAUUGUAUUUUUAAAUAAUAUAUUUUUUGAUAAAACAUGUUUUUUUUAGUGUAUUUGUUUUCAUUUCCAACAAGUGUUUGUGUACGUUGUUACAUAAUGUGAUGGGAUGUUUGAUGCGGUUCUAUUAAGAAACCGAGGUUUCUGAUUAGUUACUAUAGUUCACUUGGAGAUGUCUGUCUAAUGGUAUGGUAUGAUGUAUCGUCUAGAUUAGUGUUGAUUUAGCAUUAGUCGAGAUUAUAAAUACUCAAAGAAAAACAAUCCCUCGAUUUUUAAUUUCAACUAAAUAAUAGCUUUCAGGUCAUUCUUGAAACGAAGAAUAUUUGUAGCGCUAAAUGAGAAUUUUAGAGGUAUUGUGUUCUGUGAGCUGGACAGUUUAAGUGUACAAUUAUCCAUCCAACUUCGAGAACACAAUACCUCCAGGUAAUUCUUGAUAAUGAUUUAUAAAGAAAAAUCAAAUCGGAAUUCUAGGUUUCGUUUAGGAUUUUUCACUUAACUUUAACUUGAAUCUAUCUAAUCAAAUUAUUCACUCUUUUUAACAGAUUCGUCUAACAUUACUACUAUAAACAAUUAAUCUCCCUCGUUAACUUUUAUGCAACAGUACUAAAGUGUCUCUCAAACUAUAUAAACAUUCACUUGAUAUUGUUUUACUUGAAUCUUCCAAUGAUGUUUUAGGACUGAAAUUGAGUCCCAGAGUGAACAUCAACUCUGAGAUGCAGGUACAUCCAGCUGACGAGUCCCAAACAGGACGAAACGCGCGUCCUGGAUUCCGCUGCUAGCCACUAUCCAUCUUUGCUUAUAUAAACAUUCGUAAAGUUUCAAGAUCAAUAUGGUGUGAGGGAUCCAAGCCCUUGAUUGUCCAGUUCAAAUUCAACAGUUAGUUUAUCAGUACUUUUGUAACGGUUCAAGAAAAACGUAGAUAACAAACAGGAACAAAACGUGCAUCUACAUAGACUCCCUAAAAUAUCUACAAUUCCAAGGGUGUCAGUCUAGAAGUAAAUGUUCACAUCAAUCAUGUUUAGUAUUAUCGAUUUCAUGUAUACUUGAGAACACUAAAGCCUUCUCUAAGUAUUACUUCUAAGUAGACGAUUACUGGACCAACAUAAAAAAAUGUGUCUAUCGUCUGUACCUGUAGCUUCUUGUUUGAAAUUCUAGUCUUCAAAUCAAUAAACCACACCCUUGUAUCACUUUUAUUUCACUGAAACCUUAACGAAGUGAUGUUGGGAUCAUUGUUGCUAGCCUACUUCUGUCACAAAUAAUAUCCUAAAUAAAAUGUUCUCACUGAAAAAUGUUAAUCAUUUAUGAAAAACGAAUCAUUUUACCAAAAUCUUGUUUACUCUGAAAGUCAAUGCUCUUAAAAAUAUUCGUGGUAACUAUUAUGGAUUGAAAGUAUUUGUAACUUAUUAUAUGUGUAACAUUUAAAAUGUUGUGUAAUCGGUCAGUUAGUGAUCUAACGUACGAUCUGGUACAAUCCAAGUCGUUACACUUCUCAAUAAGCACAACAUGAGGGUAAUUUAAGUAAGUGAGAAUCUAACGAAGAUAAAUGAUAUACAUUUUAGUGUAGGCGAAACGUAUGUUGAAUAAAUAAUAUCAAAGAAUAGGAGAAGCGGGAUGAAAGUCAGCCAAAAAUGGAAAACACAACAAAUUUCAAUCAUUAGAAAAUACAGUUAUCUCAGUGAACAGAGGUUUACAGCCUCAUCAAUCGAAGGGCAAGAUAAGCUUUCUGUAUACAUUUUAUUUAAAAAUAUAGUUAAGAAAGUUCUGCAUAGUGUAAUUCCCAUCAAACAAUAGUAAUCUAUUCAUCAUUUUGUGGCUCACUGAUUUUUUUAUGGAAUUCUUCCUCGAAUUUCUUUUCUUGAGUAAUGAUUUAUGCUAGAAAAUAAUAGUAAUAAUUACAUUUUUUUCAGGCACACUUUUUAUCUCAUGUUGAAUAUUGUUUAAUUUCAUGCCGAGACCAAUUGAAAGUAAAAUUUAUUCCUGAAGCAAGUGAACGGUUUGUUUUAGGAUCACCAAGUUCAUAUGGUCAUAUUAGUGCUGUUCUUUCAGUCUAUGGUGAUUUAGUAUAUGAAGCUGACUUGAAUGUUCAUCGUACAAACACAUCAACAUCAUAUCAUUCUAUUAUAAAAGACAAUCACGGAUCACCGUAUAAAUUACAACAGAUACAAGAUUGUUUAAAUUAUGUCACAAAAUCCCUUGAAAAAAUAAAAUCUGCAGAAAUUUCCACAAGUGUAAAUGAUCUAACUGAAAGUCAAUCGUUUUUAUUCGAAUUAUUCUCCUACAUUCGAGAUGCUAAAGAUUGUUUAACACAACCACCGCGUAAAACUAUUGAAGAGCAUCUGGCCAAUCCUAGUCGGAGAUGUUUUUAUCCACCUAUACCGAAAGAUAUUGUCUUAAGCAUAUUUAUACGUGGUUGUUCAUUAGUAUUUGCAGCGUAUAAUUUAGUUUACAAUAGUUUGGAUAAACGAUGGGAAGUUUUAAACCGAUCAAGUGUUGAAUGUGUGAUACCAAGACUCCAGGAAACUUUAUCGUAUUUAGAUGCAGCUAUGAACACCUUAAUGUAUCUAAUGAAUAAACGUAACAUUUUAUAAUUCAUGGAUUGAAUUUAAUCCUGUUAAUUUUAUAUUUUCUCUCCCUCAUACUUGUUUUUAUUUUAAUUUAUUUCCUUAUUUGAUUUAUUUGACUCUUCAUUUCAUUGUCGUUAGAGAUUUGGUUUUCUAAACAUUAGCCUGCUGUAGUUUUUAUAAAAUUGUAUUUCAAAGGUAAAAACGCACUAAUCUUCGCUAUUUAGGAUUUUCACAAUGUAGAUGCAUAUUUAUUUUUUGGUUGUAUGCAAUUCAUUUGUCAAAUGCGAGUUUAUGUGCUGAAUUUUGAACUACACUUCAUAUGAGAACUAGUGAAUACUAUUCUACAGUCAAUGCCAAAUUAAUUGUUAUGAGAUUCAAACCUGAUGCCUCCUGGUUGACUUCUGACUAUCGUCACCACCAAACGACUGAAAGCUACAUUGUUUCUAUUUCUCAUGUGGUUUUUUGAAGUGUUCAGAUCUCUGUCAUACUAUGAGGACCUACAGUCUUACUAGUAAGUGGCGUAAGCUGGCAAUGUAAUGAAGCUAAUCAAUUAUUCCCCGCUUCAAUAUUCAGUCCAUUCCUUCGAUUAGAAACAUGCAUAAUAUUGACUUAAAACAUUGAUUUUGAUCACUCCUACUUUUUGAGUUUUCUUUUAUCAAAUAAAAUAUAUUCUUCUGGAUAAGUGGUGGAUUCUACAGAAAUUACUGUCAAUAUAUUAUCUUUAUUAUAUACGUCAAAUAAAUGGUUUUCAAUUUUGUAUAACUCAAAAUGUAUGUUUCUUGUAAAGUACGAUACAAGUAAUUCGCGGAGUGAUGCAAUGUGUUUUGUUGCCAUUCGAUGCAUUGAGAAUAAUAUUUCUACAUUGAUGCAGGUUUUCUAACGCUCUAGAAAAGAAAAAGUAGGUAUCACUUUUAAAAGCAGCAACAGAGAGCCUAACUGUUGACCGUAGACUCAUCUUUAUUUACUAGCCAUCUUUACUAAUACAACUGUAAUUGACUUGCUACGUAAUUUUCAGAUCUCGCCCUUAUAAUUUAGCAUUAGUUCAUUCUGCAGUGUAGUGUAUUAGGUAACUGCAGUGGCUCAAUUUCAUCCAAUGAACCAACAUUCGGAUUACAGAACUGGUGUUUUGUUCUUUAUACUUCCAAUGAUCAAUCACAGUAAACAUCUACUGGGACAGGGUAACCAUUUUCUAUGUUUGUAUGUGCUUUUCAAUGUAACAGCAAACCACUGAUAUUUUGAAGCGUUUUUUUCUUCUGUAACGGUCCAAGCUAUUCUGGGAAAUUUGUAACUGGAUGUAGCAUUGUAUCUCAUAUAGAACGUUAGAAGAAAUAAGAUGUAUUUUUGUAGACAGGCCACUAUUCCUGUCAUUUCAGUCAGUCAGCUGGCCGUUAAAACAUUUCUGUCGAAAUAACUUCUAAAUGAGGAUUGCUUGAUUCAAGAUUAUAUAUCAGAUCGCUCUGGAUUCGAUAAGAUCUGAGACAGUAAUGCAUUUGAAAUAUAUAUGCAAAGUGUACAGAUGACAUAUGUGAUCCCGUAAAAGCAGAAGUGCAAGAAUUAUUAACUCCAGUAAUGUUUCACUGUGCCGACAAAAGUGGAUCCUGUUUUACGAUCUUCCACUUAGUAGUGUGUUACUACUGUAUCUCAGAAUCUAAGUGUCUUUGACACGGGAUGAAUGCAUCUUGUAUGAACUUUUAGAAUUUCUUUCUAGGUCGGUGUUAC